AUGGAACAAAAUCUGAAUCUCACAUUGCUGACAACUGCGACUGAUCCAGAAGAUGUUACUGUGAUUCAGUGGGAGGAUUUUGAGCAAGAUCUUGCUAGGUUAUCGAGUCUUUCUUCUGCACUCAACCAAGCUAAGGAGAAGAAGCGAAACCUUCAGCAUAAACUCGAGUCUCUCAUACAGGUUAAUGGUGAAUCAUUGGGUCGAUUGAAUGAACUUGAAGAAAUGCGUCAAAAAUUGGAAUCAAAGAAAUUAAUGAUGGAUAAUAUGUCUAUACGUUCUAGGCUGGCAAAGGAGGAUGCUGCUAAGCAAGAAGAGCAACUUAGUGGUGCCUUGCAGUCGCUUUUGGUGGCGGGUGGUACUUUCUCUGUUACUAGAAGAAACCUUCAGGAAUCCAGUAGAUUACUCUCCGAAGAAGAUGGCUAUGUUCGUCUGAGAAACUUGCAAAAGAUGCUACGGAUGAGGCAACAAUACAUGACAUCUCAAAUUUUAAUGCUGUACCCUGUAAAAUUGGUAGUUGGACCAGCACAAGAGCAAGAGCUUGAAGCAUAUCCUUUAGGCAGCUCAGCAGGGAAUCCUCCUGAACUUAAACCAGUUAAUCAAGGAACCUUGACGAUUCAGGGUCUGCAUUUAAGUAUGGUAUCAUUUAGAAAGAUGAGUUUUUUCACAGAUAAAAAGGAAAUUCAGAAAUCUGCUACAGCCUUAGGAUAUGUUGCACAUGCUGUUUCACUUAUAGCUUCAUACUUGCAAGUUCCUCUACGUUAUCCUGUACGGCUGGGGGCCUCUCAUUCAUAUAUUAUUGACAAUGCACCCUCAAUAGAGCUAACCUCUUCUGAAGCUUCAACAAGUGCAAAAUCUUCCACAAACGUCAAACAUGUAGAGUUCCCCCUAUUUUUAGAAGGGCAAGACACAACAAGAGCAACUUAUGCUGUAUUCUUACUAAGCAAGGAUUUAGAGCAGCUUUUGAAUUUCAUCGGUGCCAAGAGUUUGGGGCCACGCCAUGUAUUGGCCAAUUUGAGGGAACUUUGUAGAACUAUCCAGUCUUCAGAUUUUCUAGACAACUUAAUCUAG
Molecule: messenger RNA, 1068 nt
Organism: Lathyrus sativus (Indian pea)
Lineage: Eukaryota; Viridiplantae; Streptophyta; Magnoliopsida; Fabales; Fabaceae
Source: the annotation of a GenBank genome assembly